Molecule: messenger RNA, 1700 nt
Organism: Neltuma alba
Lineage: Eukaryota; Viridiplantae; Streptophyta; Magnoliopsida; Fabales; Fabaceae
Product: berberine bridge enzyme-like 8
Exons: 2
Coding region: 1-1623 (540 amino acids)
Molecular function (GO): FAD binding; oxidoreductase activity
Source: RefSeq, a predicted model, not a curated record
AUGAGUGAUAGAACUCCACUGCUCUCAUUGCUUUCCAUCCUCAUCUUUCUUUACCAACCAUCACAAAUCUCAGAUUCUUCUUCUUCUUCUUCCUCUUCCUCCUCCUCUCACAACGAUUUGAUACAUUGCCUGCUCAAUCAUUCCGAUCAUUCUCACCGUAUAACUCCGGCGAUUUUCACUCCUGAUAAUGCCUCUUUCUCUACAGUAUUACAAGCCUACAUCAGAAACCUCCGUUUCAUCAACAACUCAUAUACCAGAAAACCAUACCUUAUUCUCACUGCCUUACAUGUUUCCCAUGUCCAGGCGGCCGUUAUUUGUGGCCGAAAGCUCAACUUACAGAUGAAGAUCCGAAGCGGAGGACACGACUAUGAAGGCGCGUCAUACAGAUCCGACAACCCUUUCUUCAUCCUCGACAUGUUCAAUCUCAGGUCCAUCGACGUCGAUAUAGACACCGAGACGGCGUCGGUUCAAGCCGGAGCAACUCUCGGCGAGGUCUAUUAUAGAAUAGCAGAGAAGAGCAAAAUCCAUGGCUUCCCAGCUGGGGUCUGUCCCACAGUUGGUGUCGGAGGACAUAUUAGUGGCGCUGGGUAUGGGAAUCUGAUGAGAAAAUAUGGUACGUCGGCGGACAACGUUGCCGAUGCACAAAUAGUCGAUGUUCAUGGAAGAUUACUUGAUAGAAAAUCUAUGGGCGAAGAUCUUUUCUGGGCCAUUACAGGUGGUGGAGGAGCUAGUUUCGGAGUUGUAAUCUCGUACAAAUUGAAGCUCGUACGAGUCCCCGAGGUUGUCACUGUGUUCGAAGUUGCUAGGACAUUAGAACAAAAUGCCACGGAUAUAUCAUACAAGUGGCAACAUGUUGCUCCAAGUAUUGAUAAUGACCUUUUCAUCAGGGUUAUUAUUGAAGUGAUUAAUGCUAGUGAAAAUGGUAAGAACAAGACUGUGAGGAUUACAUUCAUAGCCUUGUUCCUUGGGGACUCCGAAAGGCUUCUUUCUCUUAUGAACCAGAGCUUUCCCGAACUGGGUUUGAAGCAAUCGGAAUGUAUAGAAACAAGUUGGCUUAGAUCGGUGUUGUUUUGGGCGAACAUUAAUAUUACAAAGCCUUUGGAGAUUUUACUUGAUAGGACACCUCAGUUAGUAUAUUACUUGAAAAGGAAGUCUGAUUACGUUAAGGAACCUAUUAGCAAAGAAGGUUUUGAACAGAUUUGGAAGAAGAUGAUUGAGUUGAAGGACGCUGUUAUGUACUUUAAUCCUUAUGGUGGACGAAUGGCUGAGAUUCCAGCCACUGCAAUUCCUUUCCCUCAUCGAGCUGGGUACCUAUGGAAGAUACAAUAUCAAGGGAACUGGCACGAGGCAGGGAAAGAGGUAGAAGAUUAUUACGUAGAACUAACAAGAAAACUCCAUGACUUCAUGACUGACUAUGUUUCGAAGAGGCCUCGAGCAGCAUACCUGAACUAUAAGGAUCUUGACUUGGGAAUCAACCACCAUGCUGAAAGUUGCUACCAAGAAGGUAGAGUUUAUGGUGUGAAUUACUUCAUGGACAACUUCCAUAGGUUGGUUCGAAUUAAAACCAAAGUUGAUCCUUUCAAUUUCUUUCGAAAUGAACAAAGCAUCCCUGUACUACUCUGAUACCAAACAGUUUCAUAUAUGAUUUCGAAAAUUAAGAGUGUCAUAAGGCUAUGAAAACUAAACAUCAUUCAGUAAAA